AAACCAAUAGAUGAUUCCAUGGCAGUUGGCAGUCCUGACAGCAGGCUGGCCCUGACAGAUACGGAUGUGAGGCAGGGUGGGAGUUAUCUAUCUUCUCUGUUUUAUAGACUACUUCAGGUUCUGCUGCUGCCAAUGCCUCAGCAACCACUGAAAGUUCAGAUAUCACCCUUCCUGUAACUAAUCAAAUCAAGGAAGAGAUCUACAAAAUAGUGGUGGUGGUUCCAGCUAGAAAUUUUCACUCACAAUGGUGCACGUUUCAAAUAGAAGUAUCCAGGGUAUGAACAUACUUUUCUCCUCCUGGGCCGUAGUCUUAACAGUGAUGGGAAUCACCUUAGAUAAAUGGGUUGAAUUGAUUUCAGAAGAUGAAAGAGCCAAGAUGAACCACAGUCCAUGGAUGAUGUGUUGCCGUGCUCUUUGGCCAGAAGAUGACCUGAAAGUGGUCAGGAUUAUGAUGAUGUCGAGCCUUGGCCUUUCCUUCCUCCUUAACUUAAUCCUGGGUAUGAAAUUCACCUAUCUGAUUCCUCAAAAUAAAUAUAUACAACUCUUCACUACCAUCCUCGGUUUCUUCUCAGGUAUCCUUCUGCUCUGGGCACUCAUACUAUAUCACAAUAAGCUGAACCAAGGUCAAUCCAAGCACUUCUCUAGUUACAGGAUCACCUGGGUCAUGUAUACUGCUUACUUAAACGUUUUCUUCUUGUCUGUCUGUGGAAUCCUCUCUCUCCUAGAGUGCAAGUUGUCUACCAGUAGGUGUACCUGCCUGAACAUCCAUAAAUCUGACAACGAAUGUAAGGAAUCUGAGAAUUCCAUCGAAGGUAAUUCAUUACCAGAAUGCACUGCAAUGCCUCGUAGCAUUGUCCGUGCACACACUGUGAAUUCCCUAAACAAAAAAGUCCAAACACGUCGCGUAACCUGGGCUCUGUGAUUUGGCAAUCUAUUUCUCGCAGUAUAUGCUCAUCUUUAUGGAAAAAGCUUUGUGGGUGUGUGCUGAGUCUCCAACCAUGUUGUCUCUAUUUGGAAUUACGGUUGGGGUUUGUAAAAAGAUCUGGAAGAUGGUUUUUUUAAAAAUCGUGGCCUGCUGAACAAAUAGUUUCUUCUGCAACAUUUGUUGUUAAUAUAAUAAAUAUUAUCAUAUAAAUAAUACUUUCUGUAUUGUUAAGUCUAUGCAUCACAAACACUUAUAAUGAUAUAUAAUAGUUGUAUUGUAUUGUGAAAUAUUUCAAACAUACAUAAGAAAUACAAAAUGAUGAUCAAACACCUAUGUACACAUCACCCAACUUUAUAAAAUUUUAACAUUUUUCCCUGGAGAAGUUUUUCCAUUAAAUUUAUAGAUAUAACUGAUGUUCCUCUAAAAACUUCUCCAGUUUCAUUUCCAUCUCUUGUUUCCUAUCAUAAAACACUUUUAAAGAUGCAUUGCUGAUGAUUCUACAUUCAUGUUGACAUUUUCACUACAAAUUUAUGCAUCUAUAAAAGCUAUAUAGACCAGCUUUUCAAAUGUUUGAAAGUUGGUAAAUAUUACACUGUAGAGAUCAUGUUGUAUUUAUUUUCAUAAAUUGCUGAAAUAAAUCUUCUAAUUAUUUUAGAAUUCCUGAAUCUAUCUAUGUAAGUAAAACUUGGUUCCUUCAUGCCUUUUUGUGGUUCAUACUUUGUGGUGCUAAAUAAUAUUCAAUUGUAAGACUGUACCACAGUUUGUUUAUCUAUUUCACCUACUGAAGGAUAUCUUGGUUGUUUCCAAGUUUGGGCAGUUAUGAAUAAAACUGUUAU
Molecule: messenger RNA, 1761 nt
Organism: Pongo pygmaeus (Bornean orangutan)
Lineage: Eukaryota; Metazoa; Chordata; Mammalia; Primates; Hominidae
Gene: TMEM225
Product: transmembrane protein 225
Exons: 4
Coding region: 245-922 (225 amino acids)
Biological process (GO): negative regulation of phosphatase activity
Source: RefSeq, a predicted model, not a curated record